AAUGAGGAGGAGGAGGAUGUUGAGGAUGACGAGAUGUCCGACUUGGUUGAUUUUGGCGGCGACACAGCUGUGAUGAAUAAGGGUCCAGAGUUAUUGAAAUGUGCAGAAGAUAAAACUUUUUGGCUGAAUUUGAUGAAAUGAUAACAGAAACUUGUAGAGCUGAUGUUCCUAAAGUUCCUGUUGUUGAUAUAGCUAUACCUAUAACACUUCGUAAACCAAUUGAAAAACCAGCUACUACCAGCACUGUUGAAGAUAAAGGUCAAAUGAAGUUCACAGUUUUGAUGAAGAAAGGAAACAAGCCUCAGCUCAAAGAGUUGAAUGUACCAGCUGACAAUAUCCUGGCAUCAGGCCUCAAGGAAACCCAACUGGCACUUGAGAAUGAGAAGAAAGAAAUGAAAAAGAUUGUACUGACACACGAGCGAAGGCAAACUGAAGAACUGAGACAGGAAGAGGAAGCUCAAGAUUUCUACCAAGUCAAUUCUUCUCGUCAGAUCCCAUUGAGACAACCACCUCAACACCAUCCAGCCUGGAAUCCUCAGCAUCACCAUGGCAACCAUUUCAAGCCACACCCACAUAAGAAACCCCCUGGAUGGAACAGUAGGAAGUGAUGGAAUGACUUGGCGUUGUUAUUACGCAAUCAUCGAGUGACCUGUUGCUGAAGAGAUGUGAAAAAAUUUAAAAUUAUAAUUUUGAUGAACUCAAAAUUAGAUCCCAUUAUAAUAAAUGGAUUUUGCCUCAUUCUUAAUUAUUGUGUAUGUCUUGAAUCAUUAUUAUAGUUGUGUCGUUCUUAGAUAAUAUUGAUAUCCCAA
Molecule: messenger RNA, 809 nt
Organism: Amphimedon queenslandica
Lineage: Eukaryota; Metazoa; Porifera; Demospongiae; Haplosclerida; Niphatidae
Product: regulator of nonsense transcripts 2-like
Exons: 7
Coding region: 138-608 (156 amino acids)
Biological process (GO): nuclear-transcribed mRNA catabolic process, nonsense-mediated decay
Cellular component (GO): exon-exon junction complex; cytoplasm
Source: RefSeq, a predicted model, not a curated record